AUGAGGUACGGUCACAACUCCGGUAGGCCCACCACCGUCAUCCCCAGGGCCGCCAAGCCUUCCAACACCAAGGGAAAGCAGACCGAGAAGAAGGUCUUCGUUAGGAACAUCAUCCGAGAGGUUGCCGGUUUCGCCCCUUACGAGAAGCGAAUCAUGGAGUUGUUGAGGAACUCCAAGGACAAGAAGGCCAGGAAGCUCACCAAGAAGAGGCUCGGAACUCUCCUCCGAUCCAAGCGAAAGCUCGAGGAAUUGCAGGCCGUCAUCCAGGAGCAGAGGCGUCAAGCCGGACACUAA
Filobasidium floriforme is the source of this 294-nucleotide messenger RNA. Its product is annotated as ribosomal protein L36e. Gene Ontology annotation, cellular component: ribosome; cytosolic large ribosomal subunit. Lineage: Eukaryota; Fungi; Basidiomycota; Tremellomycetes; Filobasidiales; Filobasidiaceae. Gene Ontology annotation, molecular function: structural constituent of ribosome. The transcript has 3 exons. Gene Ontology annotation, biological process: cytoplasmic translation. The coding region runs from base 1 to 294 and encodes 97 amino acids. The record is from RefSeq and is a predicted model, not a curated record.